CAACAAUAAUGCCGUCGGUCGCGCCCGACGGGAGAGACGCGAGAGCCAAGUGAGGAAUCGCGCGCGCGGAACGCGAUGACGAUGUCGAGGUAGUCGCCGUCGGUUUCUCCCAGCCCCUUCUCUCUCUAUCUGUCUCUUUCUCUUCCUCGCUCGCUCGCGAGGAGGUGAGCGCGCGCGUCCGUCCAUCCCAGUGUAUGCGUGCGUGCGUGCGUGUAUUAUACUCGCGGCGCCGUCGAGGCAAACGUUUUCGGAAAGUCGGGAGGUUCUUCCUGCUCCCCCUUUUGAUCCCCGCGCACGAAUGCGCCGUCUCUGUUGAGCGGGAGACCCGCCACGGACCACUGCCUCCUGGUGCUGGACAGUGGCCUUCCGCGUGAACAUGGAGGACUACAAAUUUCUCUUCAAGGUUGUACUCGUGGGAAACGCCGGCGUGGGCAAGACCUGCUUGGUGCGACGAUUUACUCAGGGUUUAUUUCCACCUGGACAAGGUGCGACAAUCGGAGUUGACUUUAUGAUUAAAACUGUUGAAGUAGAAAAUGAAAAAGUCAAGUUGCAAAUCUGGGAUACUGCGGGUCAGGAAAGAUUUCGGUCUAUUACUCAAAGUUAUUAUAGGUCAGCACAUGCAUUGAUAUUAGUUUAUGAUAUUUCUUGUCAACCCACAUUUGAUUGUCUGCCAGAUUGGUUGAGGGAAAUCGAGGAGUAUGCGAGUAAUAAAGUUCUUAGGAUAUUAGUAGGAAAUAAAAUUGAUCGAGAAGACAGAGAAAUACCAACACAUGUGGGAGAGGAUUUUGCACAGAGGCAUGGUAUGUACUUCUUAGAAACAUCUGCUAAAGAGGCAGAGAACGUAGAGAGAUUAUUUAUGGAAAUAGCUGCCGAACUUAUGGAGCAAGCACGCAGUAAGGAAUUACCUCGGUAUGAAACGAAUACAACUUCGAUAAACGGUAAAACGACGUCGAUCGGUGAUAGUAGUAAUUGCGGCUGUAGCAGACUCUCUUAAGUAAUUUUUGUAUGUUACAUCUUUUUUUAUAGACCCCACGGUGAUUGAAAUCGAGCGUAUCAAUAUUUGAUAAUUUUAGGAAACGUAUAGUACACGUAUAUCUUUGAUACACAGUGUUAUUGUUUAGUGUUAUGAUAUUAUAUGCUACGUUGAUUUAUACUAUGUUGUAAGAUAUAUUUAAUAUUUAAAACGAGAAUUUAAAUGUCAUUAAGCACUUUAGCUUAUAGGAGAUUAAAUUUUUAUAGAUAUAUAGCGCUCUAUUUAUCGCGUUCUAUUUUAAUUGGAGUAAUACCGCUUGAUGUUGAAUUGUGUUUAAACAUUUAUUUCCAUGCGCAAUGGAACUUUUAUUUAAUACAAUUGUGUAGUAUUUUUUGUGUUACUUCGAAAGUACAAAUAGUUAUUAUCACAAUAGAUUUUGGUAACUCGUCCAAAAUCUUAUUAGUAAUAAUAAGAUUUUUACAACACGCGUCACAAGCCUAUGAUGUAUAAAGUUAUUUCUAACGUGCAAUAUUUAUAUGUGUUUAUCAUGCUAUUUCGAAGAAGGCAACUCGCAAUAUGCUCACGUAACAGCAUGUUAAAUUAAAACAUAAAUGACAUUGUAAUCUAUAUACGAUAAUCAACGAGAAUUAAUUUUUUAUUUUAAUGACUCGUGUAUUAUAAUAAUUUAGAAAAGUGAUAAAACAGGAUAUAUAUAAUAUUAUUAUGAAAUAUCUAGUAUUUACACUCGGAUCUUUUAUAUUUACUUAUAUUUAUGAUUUAUGGAUCUUAUUAACAAUGUGUGGUUGAUUAUUAAUUAUUCUAUAUAUCUCGUUAAAAUGUCUAGUCUUUUCACACUUCUUUUAUACUUUAUGUACACCAAUAUACAUAUAAAUAACAUGCAUUUUGUUAUAAAUUUUUUGUUGACUAAAAUUUUCUAAUUUUUUAAAUAAUCUGUAGCUCAUUAAUAUAAAUUAUAUAUUGUUAUAGAUUGUUUCUUUUAUAUAAGUUGUAUGAUUUCCGAGAAAUGUUUAUUUUCUUCAUAACAACAGAAGGUAAAUUUAAUCUUUAAUUUAAAUUUUCAAAAUUGUUAAAUAUCUAAUUUCAUCUGUUGAUACUCAACUGAAUUUGCAAAAGUUCUGCAACUCCAAGAAAAAUACAUAGCAAUUUUUGUUCAUGCUAAACAUGUUUACAUAAAAAUCAAUGUUAUUUUACUAUUAUCGAUACCUGCAAUUAAGACUUUUUAAUUACUGUUAAGUUUAAGUUUAUAUAAACUAUUUAGUUUGAGAUUACUCCAAAGAUUUUGUUAUGUGAAAAUGUUUUGUUAUAAUUACAUAAUGUAAGUUAUUAACAAUGCAUAAUCACAACUGAUAAUAAAACCCAUUGGUUAAAACAUAGUAUCAAUUUUUAGUAUAAAAUUAAUGUUAUGUUAUUGUAUUAAUCUCUUAGAAAAUAUAGAUUAGAAUAUAACAGUGCAUGCGCUAUGCACAUGCUAUUUAUCUCUGGUUUACAAUAGGUCUUUGCCAA
Molecule: messenger RNA, 2497 nt
Organism: Monomorium pharaonis (pharaoh ant)
Lineage: Eukaryota; Metazoa; Arthropoda; Insecta; Hymenoptera; Formicidae
Product: ras-related protein Rab-30
Exons: 5
Coding region: 377-994 (205 amino acids)
Cellular component (GO): trans-Golgi network
Molecular function (GO): GTPase activity; GTP binding
Source: RefSeq, a predicted model, not a curated record